Paramuricea clavata is the source of this 906-nucleotide messenger RNA. The record is from the annotation of a GenBank genome assembly. Lineage: Eukaryota; Metazoa; Cnidaria; Anthozoa; Malacalcyonacea; Plexauridae.
AUGCCUGAAGCUAGCAAGAAUCCAUGGGAAAGUGUAUCAAUUGAUUUUUGCGGCCCGUUUCCCAGUGGUGAGUACUUACUUGUACUGAUUGAUGACUACUCACGAUACCCCAAAGUAGAUAUUAUUAGAACAGUAGCCCAUACAACUGUUAUUCCCUGUCUUGACAAAAUCUUUGCUACUUACGGAAUUCCCAGAACAGUUAAAUCGGACAAUGGCGCCCCAUUUAAUAGUACAGAAUUCAAACAGUUUGCUAAUUAUCUUGGUUUCCAACAUCAGCGUAUAACACCCUAUUGGCCUCAGGCAAACGGAGAAGCCGAACGAUUUAUGAGAACAUUAAAGAAAACAGCUAGAACUGCCAAAGUUGAAGGCAGGUCUUGGAAACAAAACUUGUUUACCUUCCUCAGAAACUACCGAGCUACGCCACAUAGUGUAACCCACCAGGCUCCUGCAACCUUGCUAUUCAAUCGCGCCAUAAAUGUCAAGUUACCCCAGUCACAAACUGUAGCACCAGCUGACCCAAACCAUCAACAAGCACUUGAUGCAUCGUGUAAGUCAAGACAAAAGAACGAGGUCAACUUUGACGAACGAAACAAAGCCAAAUCCUCUGAAUUCAAAGUCGGUGAUGCAGUCCUGCUGACAAACUCAAAGAAAGGUAAAUUGCAGACCCCUUAUGAACAUCAGAAAUACCAAAUUGUUAAGAAGAAAGGAUCAAUGAUUACAGCGUCAAAUGACAAUCGCCAAGUCACUCGGAACUCGUCACAUUUUAAAAAGUUUAAAGAAAAGAAAGGUGAAACAGAUAACCCAGCAGAUAAAGAAAAACAGCCGAGCAAGCAGAACACCAAUGAACGCCCGAAAAGGAAAACAAAACCACCAGCCUACUUUGGCUAUAAACAGUCAGAUAAGUAA